Bradysia coprophila is the source of this 1839-nucleotide messenger RNA. Its product is annotated as tektin-3-like. The record is from RefSeq and is a predicted model, not a curated record. Gene Ontology annotation, cellular component: nucleus; microtubule cytoskeleton. Lineage: Eukaryota; Metazoa; Arthropoda; Insecta; Diptera; Sciaridae. Gene Ontology annotation, biological process: cilium assembly; cilium movement involved in cell motility.
AUGAAAAUUCCAUUAGACGAACAUACUUUAACGGGGCAAAGUGGUCUACCUCUGAAAAUAGUGGGAAUUUCUAACAGCAAAUGGAUUACUGAAAAUGUAUCCAUAUCCAUUUAUUCCGGCAAAAAGUUUAAAAAAAGUGCUUCAACAGUCAAGUGUAUCGCUUUUCCCGAAAAGCGUUACCACAUCGCAACCAACUCUUGACUGGAAGCAAGUUACCGAGCCUCAAGCAGUUCGAUCCAGCAGUUUUUAUGAAAUUCCCUAUCCGCAUCCAUGGCCAACUCAUAACCCUUUACCUGAACAAUGCGUUACAAAUGAAUUACUUGAUCCUGGCUUAGCUUCAAAUAAUCUGUCCCAUCAACCAAUUAUAUUUCCAAACUUGGUAAAUGGAUUCGAACGAAAUCCUACUGCUGCAGCUCGAUCCUAUCACUCAGAAAAUACUAACUCUAGUGCUGCUCGUGCUGCUCUGUACACUCGAUAUACUCCGUCGGAAUGGUUUAAUUCGAAUAUGGCUACAUUUACCGAGUCCGAUAUAAACAGGAACCAAUCCGAACGUUUGCGAAAUGAUGCCGUUAGAUUAAUGCGGCAAACAGAUGAGAAAACUUCGCAAUCUCAACGGGAUGCCGGCCGUAGGCUGGGCGAACGGUUAACGGAUUUAACAUUCUGGCGGAACGAAUUGAAUACCGAAUUGGAAAAACUAUUGUCCGAGUAUGCGUUGUUGUCGGACACUCGUCGAAAGACGAAUAAAGCUCUGCAGGAUCUUGAUCCGCCUCUGCACAUAGCUCAGGAAUGUCUGUAUCACAGAGAAAGUCGACAAGGAAUCAAUAAAGUUCAUGAUAACGUCGAGAAAAGUCUUUUGACUGAAGUUGAUAAUUUACGAAAUUCUCAAGAAAAGUUGAAAAUGUGCCUGGACAUGAUUGAUAAACAACUAUCCGAUUUGAGAGCAUGUCAACACGCACUCCAAGAAGAUAUUAUUUAUAAAGAGUCGACAUUGGAAAUAGACACUGUUUGUCAUAAGUUGAGCAAUUUCAGUCGAGCAAUUAACUAUUUCGAUGGAAUUGAAAAAUAUGAUCCGACAAUUAGCAGCAUUGAAACGUGGUCUAGGGCCACCAGUCUCCGAAUCAACAAAUCGCAAGAAGAGCGCGGUAAAUCGGCCCAACUUCGUAGUAACACUGACACUUUAAUCAAUAGCGUUGCAUCAUUGACUUGGAAUAGUUGGAGCGGUACAAAUAAUGCACUAAACAAACGGUCAUCGGAAAUGUGUGAAGCAAAGAACAAUAUGCAAUUACACUUGCAUAAGACACAGCAGGAGAUUUUCGACAUUGAAAGGAAUAUCGACUUGUUGAGAAAAGCCAUUCAAGACAAAGCGAAUCCGUUAAAAGUAGCCCAAACACGUUUAGAAGCUAGAGGACACCGGGCUGGUCUCGAACAGUGCAAGGACUUUGCUCAUGUUCGACUGGUGCAAGAAGUUCAUGAAAUUCAAGAGUCCAUUAACGUACUGCAUCGCAAACUAAAGGACGCUGAAGGUCAACAUCAACAUUUGCUACAAACGAAGGCCAAUCUUGAAUCCAAUCUUAAAAAGAAAGUGAACGCACUCUUCAUCGAUCGGGAAAAAUGUAUGGGAAUUCGUCGUUCUUUUCCCGUCGAUAGUUUGAUCAAAUAUUAAAAAAUGUGAUCCAGCUUACUACACUCACAAACAUCAUGUUCCUAGAUCAACUUAGUCUUCACCUUAGGCUUUGUUUUGUUGUUUUAUAAAGCAUUCUCGGUAUACACAGUCAAUAACAUGCUUGCCACUUGCCAUCAUAAAUUGAAAUAAAUAAAAUUUUACGAAUCUUGAUCGAG